AUGAAAGGGUCAAAUUACAGCAUGCAACAUCUCCCCCAAGGUUUGCGCCGGCGCCGCCAACUCGUACGCAUCCUUGCUUUCAUCGCCGUCGCGUUCUUCGUCUUCGAGUUCCUCUACUGGCGACGCUCUGAACCUCGAACAGAGGAUGUACCCCUCCACAACUCCCAUUCCAACCUCGAGAAGAAACCGAUAGGGCGCGUGUUCAUUGCAGCCAACCUGUGGAAAUGCGAAGAGUUGCUUGAGGACCACUGGAUACCUGGGCUCUUCUCCUUGAUCCUCUUGCUGGGCAAGGAGAAUGUCUUUGUGUCUAUAACAGCGAGCCCUGGGCCGGAUCGCACCCUCACAAUACUGGGGACUCUGGAGAAGCAGUUGGAGGAUAUGGGGGUGGAGAACAGGAUUGUUUUGGGAGGACAAACUCACAAGGACGUUGUGAAUAGGAAACCUGAACCUGGAGAGGCAGGGUGGGUGGUGACGCCCAGAGGGAGGACGGCUUUGAGGAGGAUACCGUACCUUGCAAAAGUGAGGAACGAGGUGCUGGAACCGCUGGAGGAUCCCAAGGUGGUCAACGGGACACGGUCGUUCGACAAAAUUCUGUUCUUGAACGAUAUUGUAUUCACGGGGGAAGACGCAUGGGAACUACUACGGACACGAAACGGACACUAUUCCGCAGCCUGUGGGCUCGACUUCACAGAAUACCGACGGUUCUACGAUACCUUUGUCAUGCGCGAUACGAACGGAUGGGAAUUUGCAUCGACACGGUUCCCCAUUUUUGCCAGUGGGCCCAGUCGAGAUGCUAUGCUUCGGGGGGAAAUCGUACCAGUCAAGUCGUGCUGGAACGGCAUCGCCGCGUUCGAUGCUAAGCCCUUCCUCCCGCCUACCUCCCUCCGCUUCCGGGCUAUCGACGAUUCGAUGGCGGCAUACCAUCUCGAAGGGAGCGAAUGCUGCCUGAUACACGUUGAUAACCCCGAGACCGAGAAGCAGGGUGUGUGGGUUAACCCCCGCGUAAGGGUGGCGUACGAGAAGGUGGCGUAUGAUCGGGUGAGGGUGUGGCCUACGAGGGAGGACGAGGUGGUUGGGUGGUUUGUGAGGUUUGGAACGAACCUGUUGCGGCUGCCCUGGCUUAAGGGUGCGAUAAAGAGGAAGAUUGCGAAAUGGGAGAAGGAGGGGCAGAGGAAGGAGCCUGGGUCGUUCUGCGUUGUGGAGGAGAUGCAGGUGUUGAGUAAGACUGGGUGGACGAAAAUUGGAGUGUAG
Coprinopsis cinerea okayama7#130 is the source of this 1251-nucleotide messenger RNA. RefSeq lists its product as hypothetical. Lineage: Eukaryota; Fungi; Basidiomycota; Agaricomycetes; Agaricales; Psathyrellaceae. The transcript is spliced from 2 exons. Bases 1 to 1251 code for a protein of 416 amino acids. The record is from RefSeq and is a predicted model, not a curated record.